Messenger RNA from Saccharomyces paradoxus, 825 nucleotides. It is a transcript of the gene RPN12, whose product is annotated as proteasome regulatory particle lid subunit RPN12. Lineage: Eukaryota; Fungi; Ascomycota; Saccharomycetes; Saccharomycetales; Saccharomycetaceae. The transcript has a single exon. The coding region runs from base 1 to 825 and encodes 274 amino acids. Gene Ontology annotation, cellular component: proteasome regulatory particle, lid subcomplex; nucleus; cytosol. The record is from RefSeq and is a predicted model, not a curated record. Gene Ontology annotation, biological process: proteasome-mediated ubiquitin-dependent protein catabolic process.
AUGCCUUCGUUAGCCGAAUUGACCAAAUCGUUAAGCAUAGCCUUCGAAAACGGCGAUUAUGCCGCGUGCGAGAAGCUCUUGCCCCCAAUCAAGAUCGAACUUAUCAAAAAUAACCUUUUAAUACCUGACCUAUCCAUUCAAAAUGAUAUCUACCUAAAUGAUUUGACGAUUACUAAAAGGAUCCUGGAAGUGGGUGCCCUUGCAAGUAUCCAGACCUUUGAUUUUGACAGCUUUGAAAAUUACUUCAACCAAUUGAAGCCUUACUACUUCAGCAACAACCACAAAUUAUCCGAAUCUGACAAGAAGUCGAAGCUGAUAAGUCUGUAUUUGUUGAACCUAUUGUCCCAGAAUAGCACAACCAAGUUUCACUCGGAAUUGCAGUAUCUAGAUAAACAUAUUAAGAACUUGGAAGAUGAUUCGCUUUUGUCUUAUCCUAUCAAACUGGACAGAUGGCUCAUGGAGGGCUCAUACCAGAAGGCAUGGGAUCUUCUGCAAUCCGGGUCGCAGAAUAUAACAGAAUUCGACUCCUUUACCGAUAUUCUAAAAUCGGCCAUAAGAGACGAAAUUGCUAAGAAUACCGAGCUAUCCUACGAUUUCCUCCCUCUCUCUAACAUAAAAGCUUUGCUCUUCUUUAACAAUGAGAAGGAAACCGAAAAAUUUGCGCUGGAGAGAAACUGGCCUAUUGUCAACUCGAAAGUUUACUUUAACAACCAAUCAAAGGAGACAGCCGAUUACGAAGACGAAAUGAUGCAUGAAGAAGACCAAAAGACAAAUAUUAUUGAAAAAACAAUGGAUUAUGCCAUAAGUAUUGAAAAUAUUGUGUAA